AUGGCUGAAGACGAAGUACUCUUCGACGACGUAUAUGAACUUUGCGAAAUUAUUGGCAAGGGUCCAUUCAGUCUAGUAAGGCGUUGUGUACAUCGUCAGACCGGUCAACAGUUUGCAGUGAAAAUUGUUGAUGUUGCUCGCUUCACAGCCAGUCCGGGACUUAGUACAGCAGAUUUAAAAAGAGAAGCAACAAUAUGUCAUAUGUUGAAACAUCCCCAUAUUGUAGAACUUCUGGAAACAUACAGCUCCGAGGGGAUGCUUUAUAUGGUUUUUGAAUAUAUGGAUGGAUCGGAUUUGUGCUUUGAGGUCGUUCGUCGUGCUACUGCUGGCUUUGUCUACAGUGAAGCAGUGGCGUGCCAUUACAUGCGUCAAAUCUUAGAAGCUCUUCGUUACUGCCACGAGAACGAUAUAGUACAUCGCGAUGUUCGACCUCAUUGCGUGUUGUUAGCUGGUCGUGAUAACUGCGCUCCAGUCAAGCUUGGUGGAUUCGGUGUUGCGGCACAAUUGCCUACUCCAACCGCACAUAGAGCUCCGCCAGAACUGGUGAUGGACAAUCGACCUCUAGUGGGUCCUAUGGGCCAAGCGUAUCUGAAAUCUGAUGAGUAUGGUCGUAUCGGAACCCCCCACUAUAUGGCACCAGAGGUGGUAUCAAGUCAGUUGUAUGGGAAGCCGGUUGAUGUAUGGGCUGCUGGCAUUCUCUUGCACGUACUCCUGGUUGGAUAUCUACCCUUCACUGGCACGAGGGAAAGACUCUUUGAGGCUAUAUGCCGUGGAAGAUUGCGGUUCGAUGCUCCGCUAUGGGAAGACAUAAGCGACGCUGCCAAAGACCUGGUCCAAAGAAUGCUGACGGUUGACCACACUCAGAGAAUUAACAUACAGGAAGUUCUGAAUCAUCGAUGGAUCAGAGAUCGCGACAAGCAGAACCGCAUCCACUUAUCAGGGACAGUCGACGAACUUAAGAAGUUCAAUAGUCGUCGACGUCUUCGUGCGGCGACACUGGCGGGGGCCUCCGUUGAUGAUGAGGAGGAGGAGGAACAGCCGGGGAGGAAGCAGGUCAUGCUGGAGGAGGCUAACGCUGCUGCUAUAAAUCUCAUCGUGGAGUCUCUUGAUGACGUGGCAGUGUUACAAGAUGGCCCCGCUUAUAUGGAUCCUGACUUAUUCCACAGUGUACUUGAUGAUUUGCAAUUGCGUUCAUUGUUGGAAGUUUACGACCGUAUAGCGUGCACGGUGGUGGUGACGAGCGGUCGAGCGCCAGCUGCUGAAGGUCGUUCAAGGUCGAAGGCUGCCAUCGAGGCGGCGACCAGGCUGAGAUCCGGGAGCACCGCCGGCGCCGCGCCCGCCACCGCCGCCGCCAUACACGACCUGAGGAGACUGAUGACGUCACCACAUGUCAAGGCCCUUCUGCAAGCUCAUGAUGUGGUCGCUCGCGAGGUUUAUGGCGAGGAGUCGCUCCGUGCGUCUCCGCCGCCAGUCAAUGGCAGAGCUCAACAACCACCCGAAGAAGAAGAUGAUACUGAGCCAGAAUUUGAGAACGUGACUAGAGUGCGCCUCGUACAAUUUCAGAAGAAUACCGAUGAACCAAUGGGCAUUACAUUAAAACUGGCUGAUGACGGAAGAUGCAUCGUUGCUCGGAUUAUGCACGGUGGAAUGAUACACAGACAGGCGACUCUGCACGUGGGAGAUGAGAUCAAGGAAAUUAAUGGCACACCAGUGGCUAAUCAAUCCGUCGCCCAACUUCAAAGGAUGCUGCGUGAGGCACGUGGUUCAGUGACGUUCAAGAUCGUGCCAUCAUACCGAUCGGCUCCUCCGCCAUGCGAGCUAUUCCGGAUUAAGCCUUCGCCCGUGCUAAUAUUUGUUAGAGCGCAGUUUGACUACGAUCCCUUAGAGGAUGAACUAAUACCUUGCGCUCAAGCUGGUAUAGCGUUCAAUACAGGAGAUAUACUGCAGAUAAUCAGCAAGGAUGACUCCCACUGGUGGCAAGCACGUAAAGACGCGUCAGGUGGAUCAGCGGGUCUCAUACCGAGUCCUGAACUACAAGAGUGGCGAGCCGCUUGUGCUGCCGCAGAAAGAAGUAACACCGAUCAAGGAGCUGAGGGAUGCGUGUCCCAUACCGACGGAUGUGAGAACACAGUGAAUUGUUCUAUAUUCGGAAGAAAAAAGAAACAGGCCAAAGACAAAUAUUUGGCGAAACACAACGCCGUGUUCGAUCAACUAGAUGUUGUAACAUACGAAGAAGUUGUUAAACUUCCUUGUAAGUUUUGUUCUUGUUAUAUUUAUUAUGAUUUACAGCACUUUAUUUUCAGGAAGACCAUAGUGUUGCUCGGAGCUCACGGAGUGGGUCGUCGUCAUAUCAAGAACACACUUAUCGCCCGGUAUCCAGAUCAGUACGCCUAUCCCAUACCACACACCACCAGACCCCCUCGAGCCGAUGAGGAAAACGGUAGACAUUACUACUUCGUUACUCACGACGAGAUGAUGGCUGAUAUAGCGGCUAACGAAUACCUUGAAUAUGGUACCCACGAGGACGCGAUGUACGGAACCAAACUAGAGACGAUCCGGCGCAUACAUUCUGAGCGUCGCAUAGCCAUAUUGGAUGUGGAGCCACAAGCUCUUAAAAUACUACGAACAGCGGAGUUCGCGCCAUACGUUGUUUUCGUGGCCGCACCCUCACUUAACAAUGUCGCUGAUUACGACGGUUCGUUGGAGGUGCUCGCCCGCGAGUCUGAAACAUUACGCCGUACAUACGGCCAUUACUUCGACAUGUCGAUAGUCAACAAUGACAUUGACGACACACUCGGCCAGCUGGAGGCGGCACUAGCUAGGAUGCGUUCCACACCACAGUGGGUACCCGUCUCCUGGGUCUACUGA
Molecule: messenger RNA, 2868 nt
Organism: Danaus chrysippus (African queen)
Lineage: Eukaryota; Metazoa; Arthropoda; Insecta; Lepidoptera; Nymphalidae
Source: the annotation of a GenBank genome assembly